AUGUUUGCUGCUGCUACCAAGAGCUUUGUUAAGCAAGUUGGAGAUGGAGGGAGAUUAGUUCCUGUUCCAAGCCUCAGUGAAGCUGACAAAUAUCAACCUCUGAGCCUCGUGGUUAAAAAGAAAAGAUGCUUUUUGUUACAAAGACCUAAAUUUACCUCCACACCUUUCACUCUGAAUGAUAUUCUUCUAGGAGACAGAGAAAUUUCAGCUGGUAUCUCAUCCUACCAAUUACUGAAUUAUGAAGAUAAAUCAGAUGUUUCACUCUAUGGAAGGCGAGGAAAUCAUAUGGUGAACGACGUUGGAAUUAAUGUUGCCGGGUCAGAUUCCAUUGCAGUAAAAGCUUCCUUUGGUGUGGUAACUAAGCACGAAGUGGAAGUAACAACAUUACUCAAGGAACUUACUACCAGAAAAAUUAACUUUGAUCACUGCCUAAUCCGUCAAUCAAUGAGUAGUAGAAAGGCAGUAUUGUGUGUGGUCAUGGAAAGUAUUAGAACAACACGCCAGUGUUCAUUAUCUGUGCAUGCUGGAAUGCGUCGUGGGGAAGCAGUGAGGUUUCACAUUAUUGAUGAACAAAAUCCAAAGGGAAGAGACAAAGCUAUUGUUUUUCCAGCACACACAACCAUAGCGUUUAGUGUUUUUGAACUUUUCAUUUAUUUGGACGGUGCCUUUG
Gracilinanus agilis (Agile Gracile Mouse Opossum) is the source of this 670-nucleotide messenger RNA. RefSeq names its product pejvakin-like. Lineage: Eukaryota; Metazoa; Chordata; Mammalia; Didelphimorphia; Didelphidae. The annotation marks the transcript as partial. Gene Ontology annotation, cellular component: cytoplasm. Gene Ontology annotation, biological process: programmed cell death. The record is from RefSeq and is a predicted model, not a curated record. The transcript is spliced from 4 exons.